AUGUCAGGACCACUGGUUUGGAAUGAUGAACAAUUUACCAAGGCUGCUAUCGUCGAAACGCUUCGUAUGGUAUGUCACAGGAUUCAAACCAGUUCGGCUGGUUUCCACCACCAUGCCAUGAUAACCGUUGAAAAAUGGUACUCUGAAUAUUAUGGUAAAGCUCUCUGUAUCAUUGACAAGAAGCCAGAUGAGUCGAUGGAAGAUUAUGCUUAUAGUGAUGGUCCUAAGAGCGCAGUAGAGCCACGUACUGCAAUCGAUUAUUAUAAUGAAGGAAUCCCAAGUGAAGGAGAGAGCGGUAAUGAGGGUUCAACAGAUGAUGAGAUGUAG
This is a messenger RNA of Tremella mesenterica DSM 1558, 327 nucleotides long. RefSeq lists its product as uncharacterized. The record is from RefSeq and is a predicted model, not a curated record. Lineage: Eukaryota; Fungi; Basidiomycota; Tremellomycetes; Tremellales; Tremellaceae. The coding region runs from base 1 to 327 and encodes 108 amino acids. The transcript has 2 exons.